AACAAAGCAACACUGUUUGUGAAAUGACAACACGUGCAUGAAAAAGUCAAAACAUUAAAUGCCGCUUUGAUCUUCUCGCACUUAUUUGUUUUUCAUACAACAGACUUCUCAAAUAUCUGUUAUAAACCCCAUUUGGAUAACAUAAAAAAUGCCGCAAUUUAAACCGCUCAAUACAAAGAAGUACAUCAAGACCGGGAAGGUCGUAACACCGGAUACUCUAUACUGGAAGCAAUUAAGUGUACCUACUCUGGUAAAAGAAUUCGGCGCCAUUGACUAUGUGGACUUCAGUCCGAUAGAGCCUCAUUAUUUCGCUGUGACUUGCUCAGUGCGUGUGCAAAUUUACAACCCUAUCACAAAAUUGGUGGUGAAAAAUUUGUCCCGCUUUCAAGAAACUGCUUACGGAGGUACAUUUCGACAGGAUGGCCGUCUGCUUGUAGCUGGCGAUGAGCAAGGCUUUCUCAAACUCUUCGAUUCGUCCAGCAAAAAUGUUUUGCGUCUUUUUAAGGGACACAAAGCGCCGGUACACCGCGCACAAUUUACACAGGAUCUACUGCAUAUAGCUAGUUUCUCGGAUGAUCGUACGGUUAAAUUAUGGGACAUUGGGACUGAGAAAACUACGCUUACUUUUGCAGAGCAUGAGGAUUAUGUGCGCGCUGGCGCGGUAAAUCCCAUGUCACCAGACACAUUAAUAUCAGGUGGUUACGACGGUAAAAUUAAGAUGUAUGACACACGUACACAAAACGUUUCGUUCAGUAUUGAUCAUGGGAGCCCAGUUGAAUCUUUGCUGUUUCUGCCAACGGGUGGUAUAUUUAUCAGCGCAGGUGGUACAGAAAUGCGUGUGUGGGAUGCUUUCGCUGGAUGUCGACUUUUAACGAAAGUAUCACAACACCACAAAACCAUUACAAGUCUACGUCUCGGUUCCAAUGGGAAGCGUAUACUUUCUGGGAGCUUGGAUCGUCAUGUCAAGAUCUAUGAUGUCGCAACAUACCAAACUGUGCACACGCUUGAUUUCCCCAACGCCGUGCUGAGUCUUGGAGUUGCGCCGGGAGAUCAAACUGUUGUGGCGGGUAUGGUAGACGGGCUUAUUUCAAUACAAAAUAUGGAAAUAGAUCGCAAUAAAGAAGCGAAACCAAAACGUAAUGCUAACAAACAGCGCCGGCUGACUUCGAUGAAAGUAGAUCACAAUAUCCGUGAUGAAAAGACACCGAAGCUAUAUUCAUAUGACAAUCUCCUCCGCAAAUACGAAUAUGUUAAGUGCUUGAAUGUUGUAAUGGCAUCUCAUUUCGCACGUGGCUAUCCUGAAAUAACAAUUACAGUUAUGCAAGAGCUCAUACAUCGCAAGGGUUUGCAUCGGGCGUUAGCAGCACGCAGUCAUGAAUUUCUCUCGCGACUCAUCUCGUUCAUAUGCCGUUUCAUUGGGGAACAUCGAUUCAUGCGAACAAUGAUUGAUGUGGCAGCGACUUUGCUGGAUGUAUAUGCCGGAACCUUUCAUGAAUUUACAGGUGAAUUGGGAAAAGAUUUUAUAAGACUGGCAGGGGUGUUGCGGCGGGAAAUAAACUUAACAUACAAUUUAAUGGAACUCCAAGGAGGUUUGGAAUUGCUCGAAACCGCUGCAGGCGGCGUAGAAAACGGUGACGAGUAUCACAGAUUUGUAAAAGAUGAUAACGAUCAAUUAAAACAGUCCGCCCAAGCAAAGGAGUCCUCUAUUUUGACUGUAUAACAGCCGGAUGCAAUGGAAGAAUGAUAUGUAUGUGUUGAAGUAAUAAACAAUUUCAAGUUAUUCUUUAGUAUAUGUACGUGCAUAUAUAAUUGUACCAAAUGUAAUUUAAAUAAAAAAUGUAGAUAGGUAUUUUAAAGCUA
Molecule: messenger RNA, 1860 nt
Organism: Rhagoletis pomonella (apple maggot)
Lineage: Eukaryota; Metazoa; Arthropoda; Insecta; Diptera; Tephritidae
Product: U3 small nucleolar RNA-associated protein 15 homolog
Exons: 2
Coding region: 149-1720 (523 amino acids)
Biological process (GO): positive regulation of transcription by RNA polymerase I; rRNA processing
Cellular component (GO): nucleolus
Molecular function (GO): protein binding
Source: RefSeq, a predicted model, not a curated record